Molecule: messenger RNA, 1130 nt
Organism: Helianthus annuus (common sunflower)
Lineage: Eukaryota; Viridiplantae; Streptophyta; Magnoliopsida; Asterales; Asteraceae
Product: homeobox-leucine zipper protein HAT22
Exons: 3
Coding region: 134-853 (239 amino acids)
Biological process (GO): regulation of DNA-templated transcription
Molecular function (GO): sequence-specific DNA binding; DNA-binding transcription factor activity, RNA polymerase II-specific
Source: RefSeq, a predicted model, not a curated record
AUUUCUUUAUUAAUAAUCAUAACCACCAAUUAUUUCUUAUAUUCUCUCCUUUUUCUCCUUCAUAUUCUUGUCAGUUUUCAAACCUCAACCUACUUUCUUCUUCAAUACUUCAAUCCACAUAUCUUUAUCUCAGAUGGACUUCCACACUUUUGCCAACACUGAACUUGCACUGGAACUAGGUCUUAAUCCAACACUAUCCAUGGCCGAAAACACGACAAACCCUACCAAGAAACCUAACCCGAGUUCUGAUCACCCUCUUGAGCCGAAUCUAACCUUGGCUCUUUCCGGUGAUUCAUGUGGCGGUUCGUCGUUCUCUAAUGCUAGUGUGAAGAGGGAGAGAGAGGUUGCAAGUGAUGAAUCUGGAGAGAGAGGAGUGGAGAACACUAGUGGUGAAGAAGAUGAAGAUGGUGGUGUGAAUUGUAAGAAGAAACUAAGGUUAACUAAAGCUCAAUCUGGACUACUAGAGGAAGCCUUUAAACUUCACACAACUUUAAACCCUCAGAAACAAAAGCAAGAGCUUGCAAGGGACCUAAAGCUAAGGCCUAGACAAGUUGAAGUUUGGUUCCAAAACAGGAGGGCAAGAUCAAAACUGAAGCAAACCGAGUUGGAUUGUGAGUACUUAAAGAAAUGCUACAAGACAUUAACGGAUGAGAACCAAAGACUCCGGCAAGAGGUUCAAGAACUAAAAGCACAAAAAGUGUCGACACCCAUGUACAUGCAGCUGCCGGCGGCCACCCUCACCAUGUGUCCGUCGUGUGAACAGAUCGGAGACACCACCAAAAGCCCUUUUACUAUGGCUCCUAAACCACUAUACUUUUUUAAUCCCUUCAAUAGCUCAUCGGCAGCUUGUUAAUUAUUAUUAUUAAUUACGUAUAUGGUUUGUGUUGCUUAAAUUAAUCACCCAUGCACAGCACAGCCCUGGCCGUUUUUAGAGUCAAGGGCUUAUCUUGCAGGUUAGUGGUUAAGAAAAAGAUAUAUAUUAUCGUAGGAAAGAUGUCAGAAUUCCACUUAUAUUUGUUCUUUUAUUAAAAAAAAAAAGUGUAGUUAAGUUUUCUUGUAAAUAAUCUACUGCUUAUUGUAUAAUAUUAGUUCAUCCAAAUCCCUUUGUAAAGGAUGUUAGUUAUCACGUC